Molecule: messenger RNA, 345 nt
Organism: Penicillium canescens
Lineage: Eukaryota; Fungi; Ascomycota; Eurotiomycetes; Eurotiales; Aspergillaceae
Product: SBDS family protein
Exons: 3
Coding region: 1-345 (114 amino acids)
Source: RefSeq, a predicted model, not a curated record
AUGGCUCGUGGUAACGAAACCGCUUCCAAGAUCUUCUACAAGGGCAAGUCCGAUGACUUCAUUGUCUUCGUCGACGAUCUUGACAUCCUCCAGAAGUGGAAGAACGACCGCAGCAUCGCCCUUGCUAACGUCUUAAACGGCUGGAAGAUCUUUGUCACUCACUCCCACGGAGCCCAAGGUGUCCUUGACACCGCCAGCAAGAGCAUGCUGCAGAACGAAUUCGGCACAGACAACGAAGACGCUUGCAUGACCAAGAUCCUAGAAGGCGGCGAGUACCAGGCUUCCCCGGCCCGCGAACGUGAGGGCAGCAAGAACGACUCCAAGGGACCCAUGGUCAACCACUAA